AUGGAUUUCUUCACACUUUGUAUCAUUUCUGCGUCGGUGUUUACCCUGACGGCGCUUUACUUCUCUGCACCACGUAUCUUCAUCAGCAAUUCAAAUGGUCAGCCUGAGGGUACACCAGCAUACCAGUAUAUCUUGCUCAAGAUGAAAGCUGUCCUCAAUCCUCCUAACGCCGACAUUGCGACCCUUCUCAAGGAGCGAGCGGAUUCAAACCAAAGGCUGGUUCGCGCUCUUAAUCUUUCAAAUACUUUCGUCAGUCCCGAUCCUGCUACACACAAGGAAUUUGUCACACAGGCGCAGUCUCUCCUCACUAGUGCUAAGCGAAGAGGCUGGACCCAUUUCCAAGGGAUUGCAUUAGAGGCAGCGAGAUGGCAAAUAACACAAUUGGAUCAGUCAUCUCAAGAAAGUCCGGGCAUCCCAUUUGACUCUUUCAUCCAGAACGUCACACUCAUCGUCGUGCUCGUCGGCUUACUUCGAGUGGACAAACCCAUCGACUCAUUUUCAUAUCUUGACGUCUGCACUGUUGCAAAAAAUAUUACGACACUUUGGGCACUGUCCAAGCGGCCAGAGCCUAUACCUGCAACACUUUUGGAACAACUUUCAAACCAUCUAUCCGAACUCGUUGGCGCCGAAGAGGAGAAGUUUCCUUAUCCUCUCAAUUUUGUGGUGCCCGCGUGGGAGACCCUUUGGAGAGUUGUGGCAACUACGGUUGCGUAUUCGUACAACGAUGAGACCGUUUGCGAAGAAUUCUGCACGUUUAAUUCGUCGCCAUCUGAAGAUGCAUUCCGAGGAGAGAAACAAUUAGGGGAGGAUGCACCACACCUCUCUCGUCAUGUAUCUAUCAAAUCGGUCGUCAACGAGGCAAUGAGACUGCACCCACCUUCAAAACGGAUUGCCAGAGUACGACGACGCGCAUGGUGCCCAUCUUUCAUCGAUAUAUGGACUAAACCAGACAACACAUUGACCAGACGGAAACACCACGCGGACGUCGAGAGACUUUUGCGAUGCCAAGAUGUGUGGGGAUUGGAUGCAGAAAAAUUCAGGCAUUCACGACACGACACCCAACUGGAAGGUUUACCUCAGGAGCGGGAAGAGUCUAUGGGUUUUGUGUUUGGACAUGGGCCGCUCCGGUGUAUCGCAGCAUCUUGGGCACCGCUGGCUGCUGCCGUUAUUUCAGGAGCUAUUAUCGAAAGCCUUCGCGCGGAUAAGUAUAACCUAGAUUCGGGAGAAGCUAUUGGCGGAAGAGAUGGAUGGGCCGGGUGGUCCUUUAACAAGAUAUAA
This is a messenger RNA of Psilocybe cubensis, 1278 nucleotides long. RefSeq lists its product as uncharacterized. The record is from RefSeq and is a predicted model, not a curated record. The transcript has a single exon. Bases 1 to 1278 code for a protein of 425 amino acids. Gene Ontology annotation, molecular function: heme binding; oxidoreductase activity, acting on paired donors, with incorporation or reduction of molecular oxygen; iron ion binding. Lineage: Eukaryota; Fungi; Basidiomycota; Agaricomycetes; Agaricales; Agrocybaceae.